AUGGAGUGGAAUGGAGUCUGCGACGCUUUUUCGACUGCCUCUCUCCUACUUCUCGGUACAUUUUCUUUUUCUCUUCCCAAGGUAGAAGGGGGUUUCGCUUACCGCUUUCUUCCUUUUCCACGGUUCGAUUGUUUCCUCGUCUUGUUUGUUCUUUUCCCGAUUCUGAGAGGCGUCGGAGAGCGUACUUGCUGGUAA
Molecule: messenger RNA, 195 nt
Organism: Colletotrichum abscissum
Lineage: Eukaryota; Fungi; Ascomycota; Sordariomycetes; Glomerellales; Glomerellaceae
Exons: 1
Coding region: 1-195 (64 amino acids)
Source: RefSeq, a predicted model, not a curated record